Messenger RNA from Penicillium malachiteum, 426 nucleotides. RefSeq names its product DNA-directed RNA polymerase III core subunit RPC11. The transcript is spliced from 4 exons. Bases 1 to 426 code for a protein of 141 amino acids. Lineage: Eukaryota; Fungi; Ascomycota; Eurotiomycetes; Eurotiales; Aspergillaceae. The record is from RefSeq and is a predicted model, not a curated record. Gene Ontology annotation, cellular component: RNA polymerase III complex. Gene Ontology annotation, biological process: termination of RNA polymerase III transcription; DNA-templated transcription. Gene Ontology annotation, molecular function: DNA-directed RNA polymerase activity; nucleic acid binding; zinc ion binding.
AUGCCGCUUGUUUUCUGUCCUAACUGCAGCAAUGCGCUGACUAUCACCCGUGCGGAUUCCACCAACGCCCACCCGAUGGGUGUAAACCGAUUUGAGUGUCGAGCUUGUCCUUAUGAGUGGGCCUUGGAAAAGAAGUGGUAUGAGCGAACAGACCUCAAAGAGAAAGAGGUUGAACAAGCACUUGGCGGCAAGGACGAGUGGAAGAAUGCAGACAGCAUGGGCACACAAUGUCCAAACGAGGGUUGCAACGGCGACCGUGCAUACUUUUAUCAGCUACAGAUUCGCAGUGCGGAUGAGCCGAUGACUACAUUUUUACGGCUGACAGCUGUGGGCAGUGUACAACCUGUGCGACACAGUGGAGAGAGUAGUGCCCGACCAGGGAGCUCUCGAAUUCGCAACUUGCAAUUGCAGGAUUUCUGGAUUUGA